Messenger RNA from Helicoverpa zea (corn earworm), 594 nucleotides. Its product is annotated as actinidain-like. The record is from RefSeq and is a predicted model, not a curated record. NCBI's taxonomy places the organism in Eukaryota, Metazoa, Arthropoda, Insecta, Lepidoptera, Noctuidae.
AUGGAAAGGGUCGACCUACGAAGCCGAAGGCGUGUUAUCAUGAUAACCAAUACAGUUUUGAUGUAAAAAUCAGUGAAGACGGACAAACUAUUAUUGCUAAUGAAGAUAUUUAUUAGUGCAAUGGAGAUAUAUUUUAUUCUGGGGCUAGUCAUAAUUAAUUUUAAGCCUAUUCAUACAGGAACCAACUUUGUAUUCCAAUUGAAGGAUGCGCCCGAACUUUACAAAGAUUUCAUAAAGAGAUAUCACAGAACGUUUGACAGUGAAUACGAUUACAACCAGAGAUAUAUGAACUUUGUGCAAACUCUGAGAUAUAUAAAUAGUAUAAACGCGCAAUCAUUUACGCAACAGAAGGUUUUACCAAAUCAAUAUGCUGAUUUUUCGGACGAAGAAAGAAGAGCGUAUUUAAGGAAAACUGAGAAAAAAAUUGAUCCCGAACUUAAAAUAAUAUUGAGAAUGAAGGAUGAGCCCAAACGUCAUCGCAAGCCGCUGCGUUCGAAGACUUCAAAAAAGAAACCAACGGGAUAUGGUAUAAGAGACUAUGGUCGAAAACGCUAAUUUACUGUAACUUAUUAAAAUUAAAAGGGCGCCAAGCAA